AUGGAACCGUUAUUCGAGCCAAUCACACUAGACACGAUAACGAGGACCCCUUUAUCAUACAGGAAUAGGAUAACAUUUGAAUGCUGUGUUCAUGUCUCAUGCGUCAUUAUCAACUUCGUUUUCUGCUUAUUCUUCAUUGCCAGGCCCAAUUUAUUCAAUUCGUUCAAGCCAACAAUUUGCUUCGUCACAUUCGGCACCUUCUUCCUCUCAUUGCCGCUGUCAGCAUUGCAACUCUAUUUGGUCUUGAAGCUCUGGCUCGAUCAAGAGCCUCUGUAUACUGUGACAACGUGCACAUUUGUGAAAUGUGUGACGAGCUGCACUACGUCAUGUUCGCAGGUUCUUCCGCUGCCUGUCUCAAUCUAUCGAUACCUGGUUGUGGUCAGGAAUCGGAAAAUGCCGACACGAUUUGUCGUCGUAAUUCAUGCGGCAAUUUGCACAAUUUUUUUACUCAUCGCUCUCCUCAAUUUCCCCUUGGGCAGUUUUGAAUUGAACGACCAAUGCGAAAUAUUACGGUUCAGCAAAACGAUGGAAGCUAUUCGUAUCUCUCUAACCCUUGGAUUAAACAUUUUGGCGGUUUUUAUCAAUUUUACGAUUUACAUGUUUGUAACGAGAUAUGAUCGAAUAAAUAUUGAUGUACAUCGACGAAGGGUUCAGCUAACCGUAUCAAUGCUUGUUCAAUCAACAAUCCCAAUUUUGGUGUCAAUUCCGCUGCUGAUCGGAAGCUUCCACUUCUAUUUUGGCUUCUCACUUCCAUCUCAUUUCACAUCGCAUUUCUACGCCACCACGUUCGUUUCGCCAUUUUUCACACCGUUCUCAUCGAUGCUAUCGCUUCAAUCAUUGCGUUCCGAGAUGUUCGAUGCUCUCUCGAGCUCGUUCUGCUGCACCGGAACUCGCAAAAUCUCUAGCUUACUAAUUUUAAAGACAAAUCGCGGCACAAAUCAUCAGACGUUCGAUUAUUGUGUUUCAUAA
This is a messenger RNA of Caenorhabditis bovis, 969 nucleotides long. The record is from the annotation of a GenBank genome assembly. NCBI's taxonomy places the organism in Eukaryota, Metazoa, Nematoda, Chromadorea, Rhabditida, Rhabditidae.